AUGCCAAACGACUUUGAGCGCAUCAAGGUCUUCAACCGGGACGAGCCGGAUCACGAGAAGGAGCUGCGAGUGAUCGUCAAGGCCAACGAUCGGGGCACGCCGUCUCUUGAAGGCACAUGCGCCUUCGUCGUCAACGUACUGGACGUCAACGACAACGCACCCAUGUUCGACAAGUCGAACUACCAGGAGACGAUACCGAAAGACACGGAGCCGGAGGCGGUGGUGCUGCGCAUCUCGGCCACCGACGCCGACAGCGACAACAACGGCGCCAUCGAGUACUUCAUCAACGCCAGCCGGCCGUCGGACGCUAGCUAUUUUACCAUUGAGUCCCGCACUGGCGUCAUCUCGCUGGCACGCAGACUCAGUCAGGUCGGGAUCGACUACGAGUUCCACCUGCGGGCGGUGGCGCGCGACCGCGGCACGCCCUCCCGCUCGGCCCAGGCGCCGGUCAUCGUCACCGUCAAGGACUCGGACACGCGGCCGCCCGCCUUCACCGUGCUGCCCAACCAGACGUACUACCUGCCGGAGAACUACCGCGACACGGAGACCGUGAUCGCGCGGCUCCGCGCCGUGUCCAGCUCUCCGACGAGCCCGAAUGUUUACUACGACAUCGUGCACGGCUCCCAGGAGCAAACCAACAAGUUCAGAACUUUCGUGAUCGACGAGGACGGAAGCGGCGGCGCCAUAAUCAAAUACGGAGGCAGCAGGCAGCUCGACUACGAACAAAUCAAGGAGUACAACAUUACCGUCCGCGCGAUGACGGACCAGCAGACGGGGACCGAGGUCACCUUCAGGAUAGCGCUGGAGGACAAAAACGACGAGGUGCCCAUCUUCUACGACACGGACCGGGUCACCGUGACCGAAAACUCUCCGCCCGGGACGUACGUGGCUGUGACAACAGCCAUUGAUCGGGAUGGCACACCACCAAACAACCAGGUGUCGUACAGCUUCGCGCCGGACUCGGAGGAGUUCCGCAUGUUCAGCAUCGAGCCGGGCACGGGCAAGAUCACGACGCGCGUGACGUUCGACCGGGAGGACAAGCUGCGACCGUCGCCGUUCUACACGAUCGUCGUGAUCGCGCAGGACGGCGCGCCCUCCGACAUCCGCAAGACCACGGAGCCGAAUCAAGCCAAACAGCGGGUGACAAUCGAGGUCGGGGACGAGAACGACAAUGAACCCUACUUCGACACCAACGGCAUCUACCGGGCCACGGUGGACGAGAACGCCGACAUCGGCGCCAAGGUCAUCGAUGUCACGGCCAAGGACACUGACGACGACUCUCGGAUAAAAUACCAGAUCACGGCUGGCAACUACGGCGCCGUGUUCGACAUUGACCCGGACACGGGCACCGUCAAGGUGAAGAACAAGCUGGACUAUGAGAACGGGCGCCAGUACUCCAUUUCGGUGACCGCCUCUGAUGGCAAGUUCGAGGCUACGCAGACGGUUGACAUCGAGGUGCGCAACGUGAACGACGUGGCGCCCGUUUUCGACAAGGCCGACUACCAGCUGCAGCUGCGCGAGGGCUACUUCUCGCCGGAGCCCAUCAUCAAGGUCACGGCCAUUGACCCUGAUCCGGUGGGCGCGGUGGCGAUCGUGUACAAACUGUCGGGCCCGGGAGUGUACCCGAACAGACCCGAAGACGACGUGUUCAGCAUCAACGACAAGGGGGAGGUGGUCGUCCUCAAGGCGCUGGAUCGGGACGAGGGCACGGGCGGCCGCGAGAUCUGGGACCUGUCGGUGCUGGCCUGGGACGACGGCGGCAACGGACUCGGCUCAUCGGUGCCCUUCAGGCUUACGCUGACCGACAUCAAUGACAACGCGCCAUACCUGAUCCAGAGCAACCUCACCCGGCCCGUCAUCAUGGAGAACAAGCCGUUCGACGGCAUCGUGAUCCCGGUGGAGGCUGACGACUUCGACGACCAUCAGCGCAAUGGUCCGCCGUACACGUUCCAGCUGGAUCCGCAGGCGCCGGCCGAUCUGCGCAACAAGUUCUCCGUCAUCACCAUUGGGCAGGACAACCGAGCCGAGAUCCGGCCGCUGGUGAAGUUCGACCGAGAGCAGCAGAAGCUGUACGAGAUCCCCGUGAUCGUCAGCGACAACGAGGCGGCAGAUCCACGGGCUAAGACCGGCACCAGUCGCUUUACCGUCAUCAUCGGCGAUGAAAACGACAACGACAUGAAAUCCGGCUCCAGCACCAUCCAGGUCUUCAACUUCGAGGGUCAGCCGGGACUGGACGUGGCCAGAGAGCCGGUGGGCGAUCAGUGGCUGACGGCUGAGUUUGUCCGGAGAAAUGCCUAUAACCCGCGCCUCACAGGCAAAAUGCCGGACACGGUGGUGGGUCGCGUCUACGUGGAGGACCCGGACGACUGGGACCUGCCCGACAAGACGUUCUCCUGGCUCAGCGGCCAGGACUACCGUCACUUCCAGCUGCACAGCGGCACGGGCAACAUCACCAUGCGAUACGGCACCCCCAACGGCACAUACCCGCUCAAGUUUCAGGUGUAUGACAAGAAGUUCCAGUCGACGGUGACGGCGGACGUGACGGUGGUGGUGCGCCUGCUGCCCCGCGAGGCCGUCACGCAGUCGGGCUCGGUCCGCAUCAAGGCCGUGACAGCCGAGCAGUUCGUCUCGCCGCCCGACAAAAAUACGCCGUCCAUGUACCAGCGGAUGAUCUCCGAGCUGGCGCGCCUGUUCAGCACGGCGCCGGAAAACGUCGACCUGUUCGGCGUGCAGAACAACGGCGCCGGCGGCGUGGAUGUGCGCUACGCCGCGCACGGCUCGCCCUACUACCGCAAGGAGAAGAUGGACGGCGUCCUCGGCCGCAACAAGAAACAGCUGGAGGAAAUGUUCAAGAUUGAGAUUGAGCAGGUGGGCAUAGACGACUGCAUCUUUGAAACCACGUGCCGUGGCAGCUGCCACUCCCACCUGCAGAUCCAGGGCAACGAAGUUCACCGGGUGCAGACAAACACCUCCAGCAUUAUCGCUGUACGGACUGAGAUGCAGUACACGUGCGGGGAAUGUGAGCAGAAAAUGCCCAAGGAAAUAUGCCUGAACGAUGGGCGAUGGGACGACACACGGUCGAGGUGUGAGUGUCUUGUGGGUUAUCCGGGACCCAACUGCGAGGGCCUGACCAUCCACUUCGAGGGCACCGGGUACGCGUGGUUCCCGCGCCUCACCGCCUGCAACGCCUCCCACCUGGGCUUCGACGUGACGACCAGCGCCGACGAGGGCCUGCUGCUGUACAACGGACCGCUAGCUGAGCCCACCGGCGGCGUGCAGGACUAUUUCGCCAUUGACCUACUUGAUGGUCGCCUGCGCGUGUUUCUGAACUACGGUUCUGGCACGGUGGUGGCCAGUCCUGAGGCGAAGAUCAACGACGGGCGUGUUCACCACGUGGACGUCACGUGGGAUCCGCAGACUGUCACGGUGCUGGUGGACAGUUGCGUCGGCGUGCCCUCGUGCCAGGCGGCGGUGGCGGUGGCGCCGGGCGGCGCGCGCUUUCUGAACGUGGCGGCGCCGCUGCAGCUGGGUGGCUCGGCAGUACCACUGGACCGGGUGCGCGCACUCAUGGCCUGGGAGGUCGUGCCCGGCUGGGGAGGCUUCACCGGCUGCCUGCAGAACAUGACCUUCCUCAACCGGGUGUUUGAUUUAAGCCACCCGUCUCACGGAAAGGAUUACAGCAACUACUGUUCGGAAAUUGUGAAAGCUAAGCCUGUGAUCGAGACGACACCAAGCUUCCUGAUCGCCUUUCUGUGCUGCCUGGUCUGCUUAUUACUGCUGGUGUUGGCCGUCGUCGUGUUCCGGCGCAGGAACGUGCGCACGCUCUACAAGGAGCCGACGGACGAGAUGCGGGACACCAUCAUCAACUACGACGACGAGGGCGGCGGCGAGAAGGACCAGACGGCGUACGAUCUGAGCGUGCUGCAGGUCGCCAACGGGCCUAUCAAGGAGAACGGCGCUGUGGCGGGCCGGGCGCCGCGGCAGCCGGCCUCCGUGCGCGACUUCAUCGACGACAACCGGCAGAAGAUGGACCAGGACGGGCACGUCUGGCCGCCGGAUGACGUUAGGAACUACGCCUACGAGGGCGGCGGCAGCUCGGCCGGCUCGCUCUCCUCAAUCAACUCAGGCACGGACGACAACGACCAGAGCUUCGACUACCUGACCGACUUCGGACCGCGCUUCCGCAAGCUGGCCGACAUGUACGGUGGCGGCGAGGACGAGGACGACGAGCGUCCUCCAGCGGCGCGGCCAUCCUCGAUCGCCGGCGAGUCAUGGUGCUAGCCCUGGCCUCGGCCGGUGGGUGCCGAGGCCCGGGAGCAGUGACGUCAGGACCGGCAGCUAGCCCUGGCCCCGGCCAUUGGGUGCCGUCACCCGGGCACUGACGUCGGGACCGGCAGCUAGCCCUGGCCCCAGCCGGUGGGCGCCGACUCCCGGGGCAGUGACGUCAGGACCGAUGGCUCCGGGUGGCAGGGCUGGCGUGACCGAGCUGAGGACUUCAGGUGGUGACGCGGACCAGGCCGGCGGUGGUCCGCCGCGCGGGCGUCUCCAAGGGUGCGCCGGAGCGGGCCUGUGCCGGGGCUCGCUGCCCAGAUCGUGAGACUCCGCAACGGCGCCGGGCGCGCGGGAAAGCUCACGAAGUAGAAUUGCGAUAUCCUCUGAAUAUGUCGCGCACGGUGUUCCGGCGCUGCGCGACGAUGCGGCAUUCCAUGGCGCGGCAGCGCUGUGUCGUCCACUCCCGGGGUUCGGCCACCGGCGAGCUCCGAGGUCUGGCCGAGUGGAGUGCGCUAUAGUGGUGCGCGAUGCGUUUCCACCGCCCCGCCCACCUAGUCACCGCGCGCGCUGACUUGUUUGCGGGCGCCGGAGGCAGGAGACAGAGAUAAGUCCGAAAGGAAGUCGGUGAAACCAAAGAUCUAUUGCGGUGAGGAUCUCCCGGGGCUUAGGUCGGCUUAUGAGAUGGUGUUGCGGACCAUGGAAUGGACGACAAGGAGAAUAUGUGUUUUUUUUUGCACUCGUGUAUGUGACGUGUGUGUCGGUUUGAGUGGAAGCAGUCGUAAGUUUGAUACACCGCCCAUGCUUUGUCGUCAUGAGUCAAUAUGCGUUUUGUAAUCAUUAUGUGAUAAUUUUGUAUUAGUAAACAAGAAUAUUGUUAUUCGAACGUAACCCCAACCCGUACUUUGUGACGUGUUUCUGUUGUGUUUUGUGCCGUUCUUGCGGGGCGGGCUGUUCUGCUGAUCACUGCCUCGGAUACUUAACUAGCCAGACCCGCCUGCCGCGUCAGCUGCUCGCUCACCAGCAUCAUCAUCUUCAUCAUCAUCUUCCCGCCCAUGUGGUCACCGUCACAGCCCCGCCUCACCCCUCGUUACACGCUGUACGUACAUGGUGCACACAUAUCCACGGCGUUCGGUGGCACCCGGACUGAGGAUGGACGCGUGCAGGAAGGGAUUCCGCCGGUGCAUAGGUGGCGCUAGCGCCGUCGUAUAGGUGACGCUACCGCCGUCUAGUCGGUGGCCAAACUACUGCCACGCUGGUCUGUUUCUGAAGGCUGUGAGCACUGCUAACGCACGAUGUGUUUCAUGGCUUGGUGUUGUAAGAAUACACUAAGACUUAUAAUA
This is a messenger RNA of Pollicipes pollicipes, 5612 nucleotides long. Its product is annotated as DE-cadherin-like. The transcript is spliced from 27 exons. NCBI's taxonomy places the organism in Eukaryota, Metazoa, Arthropoda, Thecostraca, Pollicipedomorpha, Pollicipedidae. The record is from RefSeq and is a predicted model, not a curated record. Gene Ontology annotation, cellular component: catenin complex; adherens junction; plasma membrane. Gene Ontology annotation, biological process: cell morphogenesis; cell-cell junction assembly; cell migration. Gene Ontology annotation, molecular function: beta-catenin binding; cadherin binding; calcium ion binding. The coding region runs from base 1 to 4281 and encodes 1426 amino acids.